Didymodactylos carnosus is the source of this 433-nucleotide messenger RNA. The record is from the annotation of a GenBank genome assembly. NCBI's taxonomy places the organism in Eukaryota, Metazoa, Rotifera, Eurotatoria, Philodinida, Philodinidae.
UGCUUACAAGGAUGUGGUCAUGUAUAUUGUCGACAAUGCUUAGUGUCUUAUAUUGAAACCAAAUAUGAUACAACAUUAAAUACUAAAGCAUUAAAAGUCACUUGUCUUGUUGAUAGUUGUAAUUCGUUAUGUUUGUUACGUGAUUUAAAAGCUUUAACGGAUGUAAAUUUUUACAAAUUAGCCAAAGCAUCGUUUCAAGCAUUUAUAAGAGAACAAAAGGAUUUAGUCGAUUGCUUAGAUCCAGAAUGUAGACAAGUAAGAAGACUGAAGAUUUACAGUUUCUUCUGAGGACGCCUCAAAUCUGAGUAAAGUAUGUUGCAGCAUAGUAGUGAUAAAAUAGUUUUAAAUACGAGUUCUCUGAGAGUUCGUUUGGAGAACACUCUACACUUUAAACGUAUCGUAUGUGAUGUUUACAAAAAAGAAAAUUUUAAUG